AUGCACGCUCGUUUCAACAAGGGGUUCUGGGCAAUUGGAUCCAGGUGGCUACUCAGGGAUGAGACAAACGACCACACACGCGGGAAUGAAUACAUGACAUGGAAGUUUCUCAAAGAACAACCGGGUCUGAAUAUCCCUUUGGUGGAAGAGAUGAUACCCUUGAGUAAACCUCAAGAUCCCCUACAAUUCACACUCGUGUCUCGAGCCCAGGGGAAGAUGCUAAGUUCAGUCUGGGCCAAAUUAUCUCCUGAACAGAAAGCAGGCUACAGGGAUCAAAUGGUGACCAUUCUCAAACAAUUGCGACAAUUCACCGCCCCUUAUCCCCAAAAGGUCAAUGGCGACAAACUCCAUGAUGCUCUCAUCGCCGCCUGCCCGGGCUGUGAUCCUCCCAGCUGUUUCAAAGUGGGACGCACGGACGAGGAGUGGCUAGAGGACAUUUCGGAAACUGUCCGUGGCGGGCUUUCCUAUAUUUGGAGGACCAAAGACGAGAAAGUGAUUGAAGAGAAGCUUCAGAAGCUAGAAGACGACUUUCCAAGAGGAGGGCCGUAUGUGCUGACCCAUGGGGAUUUGGCCCUGUGUAAUAUCAUGGUCAAGGACGACAAGAUCAUUGCGAUUAUCGACUGGGAAAAGUCUGGGUACUUUCCUUGGUGGGCAGAGAAGUAUUUCUCUCGAAGCUGGACUUUGGAUGACCAGCGUGAACUUUUUGAAGGUGUUUGGGAGAGGGUUGCUCCAGAGUUGGCGGAUGGUCCUGCCUGGGAGGCCCUGGUUGAUCCAGUACAUAAGAUCAGAAGAGCCGUUCUCAACUGCAAAACUACCCACAAACCCCCUCUCCCUCCGCUUUAUCGUGGGCCUUUCUGCAAAUGCCGCCCUUGGGGCCAGCUACUCCGAUCCCGAGAUCGUGGAGCCGAGAAUGUGCAUGAGGUGGUGGAGUGGAGGAACAGCUGCACCCCAGGGUCGAGCUCCACCGGUGGCCUUGACCGCACUGAGACAGAAUAG
Molecule: messenger RNA, 996 nt
Organism: Fonsecaea monophora
Lineage: Eukaryota; Fungi; Ascomycota; Eurotiomycetes; Chaetothyriales; Herpotrichiellaceae
Exons: 1
Coding region: 1-996 (331 amino acids)
Source: RefSeq, a predicted model, not a curated record